AUGCAGGAGACACGUGGUUUUGGAUAUGACAUACUAUUCGAGAUACUAGUAUUGCUUCCAGCUAAAUCUCUCUUGCGAUUCAGGUCAGUUUCUAGAACUUGGAACAGUUUGAUUCGAGACGAUCCUGACUUUGUCAAGUUGCACAAUGCUCUUUCUCAAUCACGUCCCCUAGCCACCCGCCUCUUAUUUGAACUAGCAUUAAGAUCACGCUAUCAACGUGAUGAUGUAGAAAGCACUUAUAAUUCCCCAACGCAGCUUGAAGGAUUUCCUUUACAACUCGUGUAUGCUCGUCAAUAUUUAGACUCAAGAGAGAAAGAGAUUGUUAUUUGCUCAAAUCAUUGCAAUGGCCUCGUUUGUCUCUAUAGCUACGAAGAUUCUCAAAUACACUUGUAUAACGUCACGACAAGGGAGAGAAAAGCCUUGCCAUUUACUUUGAAGAGUCCGAAAGGAUGGUGUCCUGUGUUGUAUUUGGGAUUAUACAGAAAAAUACAAAUUGCUUUAUCGCAAGAAAAAACUACAUUAUAA
Capsicum annuum is the source of this 525-nucleotide messenger RNA. RefSeq names its product putative F-box protein At1g32420. Gene Ontology annotation, molecular function: protein binding. Bases 1 to 525 code for a protein of 174 amino acids. Lineage: Eukaryota; Viridiplantae; Streptophyta; Magnoliopsida; Solanales; Solanaceae. The record is from RefSeq and is a predicted model, not a curated record. The transcript has a single exon.